Messenger RNA from Coregonus sp. 'balchen', 1265 nucleotides. Lineage: Eukaryota; Metazoa; Chordata; Actinopteri; Salmoniformes; Salmonidae. The record is from the annotation of a GenBank genome assembly.
AUGUCUGUGAAACAGGCAUCGGUCCAUGCUAAAUGGAUCAUCGGCAGAGUGAUCGGGACCAAGAUGCAGAAGACAGCAAAAGUUAGAGUCACCAGGCUGGUUCUGGACCCAUACCUGCUCAAGGUAAACACAGACAGGGCCAGCCCAGUGUCACAGGCGGGAUUUCCCACGGCAGAAAAAUACAUAUUGACCAUUAGACCAAGAGGAAAUCCCCUCUUGGGCCGAGGGUGACACUGAUUUUGAAGUUGCAGGCAGGGCUACCUCAUCACGAGACAAUGAGCCCGACUCAUGUCCGCUACAUUAGUACCCUGGGCCAGUCCAGCGCAUUCACUUAAUAGGUGCAUCUCUAAGGAGGCGACCUCUCCUUGUCGGCUUUACUUCAUCUGCCCUGAUGUAAAAAUAUAACUAGACAGAUGACGGCAAAUUUGUGUAGAAAAUUCUCCAUAAUGCUUUGAUUAUUUCUCUCUUAAUCAAUGCUGUUAUACUGUCAUGUUGAGCUUCUUUUUAUUCAGGGCACGGUAACAUCUACCAUCCCUAGUUGUCCAACAACUGUACCGGUCCUCACUCCUCAUUUUCACCUCUCUCUCUUACAGUACUACAACAAGAGGAAGACCUACUUUGCUCACGAUGCCUUGCAGCAGUGCACCGUGGGAGAUAUAGUCCUUCUGAAGGCCCUUGCGGAGCGCAGGUCGAGACACGUGAAACAUGAACUGGCAGAGAUAGUCCACAAGGUGGGCAACGUGGUGGAUCCCCUGACGGGGAAGAGGGUGGCGGGGAGUGAGUUUCUAGAGCCCCUCACUGACCCCCCACACAGUCUGGAGCAGGAGGGGACAACUCUAACAGAGAAAUUAAAGGAACUCAACAUCUCUGCUGCUGCCUCUUCAGGUGCAACCUUGGUCAAGUCAUCCACAACCGCACCUUGACUUUGCGUCAUUAUUUGAUUGGGAUGAUUUGUAUUUUGUAUAGCUACUGUUUUUUUCAAACUCAAAGCGCUUGACGUUGUAUGGGGGUGUAACUAAUCACCAAUUCUACCUGCUAUUUUUUAAUGUUUUUCUUUGUCAUUGAUUAUGUUGUCUUGGUUUAUAUGCAGUUCUGCCAUCAAGUCUCAUAUUUUUCCAUAUUUAAAUUCAAGGUGAAUUCAAUUGAUUUUUUUCGGGUGUUGUAUAGUUCAGCUGUUUUGAAAUCCGGGUGUAAAUCUAUCAAUCACAUCCAAUGCCAUACAAUUAUAUUUUAUCAUUGAAUAAAAAGACCUCAAUGGAAAAACA